This is a messenger RNA of Cotesia glomerata, 847 nucleotides long. RefSeq names its product mitochondrial import inner membrane translocase subunit Tim29. Gene Ontology annotation, cellular component: TIM22 mitochondrial import inner membrane insertion complex. The record is from RefSeq and is a predicted model, not a curated record. The coding region runs from base 160 to 753 and encodes 197 amino acids. Gene Ontology annotation, biological process: protein insertion into mitochondrial inner membrane. Lineage: Eukaryota; Metazoa; Arthropoda; Insecta; Hymenoptera; Braconidae. The transcript has 4 exons.
AAAUAUUAAUUAAAUUUACAAUUAAUAAUAAUUAGCGUGUUGUGUACUUGUGUUAGAUAUAAUAUAAUGUGCAAUAUGAAAUGACACGUACGUACUUAUUUACACACACCAAAAAUUACUGCUACUGCUACUGUUACUGUAUCUAACAUUACAUCAACAAUGAUUUCUCGGCGCUGUAAUUUAUUUAAAAGCCAAUUUAGAAAUUUAUCGGUGAAAAAAUUCAGCAGUCUAACACAAGAAGUAGUUGAAAAAGAAACAACGCUCCAAAAAUGGGGUAAACAUUGGAAAGGUGUGUAUCAAGAUUACAAGGACGUGGCGAUUGAUUUAAAAAAGAAUUGCAAGGAGCGACCAAUCCGUGCAUUAAUAAAACUAGCAAUGAUGGGCGGCUGCUAUUAUUUAUAUCGUACCAACCCAGACGAAGCUUCAUUCAAAGAAGCUCUAUUGCAAAAUGAGGCGCGCCUGACAUUUGUCGGCGAAAGUAUACGCAACCCUGUGUCUGUAAAGCACGUAGAGCACAUGAGUGAAUGUUUAAAUGAGAAUAUCAUCAGGAGGUUAACUUUGGGUCUAGUGUCAUUUAUUUGGUUGGACAAUUACAGUGAUAGUUGUGCGCUAUAUAAAACAACGUGCACCUAUUUGAAGCCAAAGUAUCUUGAAUUCCACCAUAGGAUAGUUGACGUGGGCUUCCUCGGGAAGUGGUGGGUCUUAGACCAUAAAAUGAAAGAUUAUGAUAUAAAUGAUAGCGAGUUUCAAUAAAAAAUAUAGUUUCAUUCAUUUUAUCACAAAGUCAAAGGUCUUCAGGCACUUGGAUUAAGAUUCUGAAAAUAAAUAUAUUUAAUUAAUAAAUAAU